UGUGUAACAUCUGCUUUAAAAUGCAGAUGAGAAAAUGGUUGCUUCUGCAUCCAAACAACAUUUGUAGGUGGGUAAUAUAUGGAGGACUUUUUUUUAUCUGUCCUCUGUUAACUAUUAAAUAAUGAAGCAAUCUUUUUCCAAAUCUGGAUAACAAUUUCUAUGUCCUGCCAGCACUGCUGACACAAAGUACCUUUAAGAUCCUGCCUUUCACAUACUAAUCUAAAAAGGAAACAGGAAAAGGGAACCUAAACUCCCAGUGCUUAGACAGCAGCGAGACAGUAGCACACCAGCCUCUAUGGGAAAGCAGGAAAACCGCUGUAUGUGAAAGCCACACAGCAGAAGCAAGGGAAAGAAAGAAUAUGUGACGUGCCAUCCACCUCCAUGAACUGUUGUGGAAAUUGGAUGGAGAGAUUGUGGAAACCAUGGAUUUUUUAGCGUAUAUUAUUCUUUAUGCUUUUAGACUUCUGGUUUCAGGUGGAGUGGAAGCCUUCCGGGACUUAAUUAUUGUAAAUUCACUUCCCUUAUUUUCAAACCGUGAAACAUCUCUCACUUGUAUAGCUCCUGAAUGGAGUUCUCCCGAAGCAAUAACCAUAGUCAGAGACACAGAUACCAUUUUAAGUCAAUCCCAGGAGCCUUUGGAAUGUAUACAAGAUGAAACAAGGAAAUCAGCCAAAACUGUGGUGUGGAAAAGAGAAAAAGCGACGGAAGCUAUUGGAAGUUAUUUCUGUGAGUGGAAAAGCAGAGAUGUGACAACAAGAACACGUACUAUGAAAAUGUCAGAGCAAGCUUCUUUCACUCCCAAAUUCUUAACAGUAACUGCAAGUAAAGGUGACAACACCACCCUUGUUUUUCUGAAAAAGAACCCAAUAGAAUCAGAUGUUCUGAUCUACAAAAAUGUGACGUUUUAUGAUACUGUGCCAAAGCAUGAAGUGCCACAUGUGCUUGAGCUCACCUUAUCAAAUGUGCAGCCAAAGGAUGCAAGUGUAUACCGAGUUACAUACAUGGGAGGAAACCUUUUUAACACUGCUUUCACCAGACUAAUUGUAAGAAGGUGCUCAGCUCAGAACUGGGGGCCGCAAUGCAAGAACAAUUGCUCUGAGUGUCAGAACAGUGGUGUAUGUCAUGAGGACACUGGGGAAUGCAUCUGCCCACCAGGAUUUAUGGGAACAACAUGUGAAAUGUCAUGUGAUGAUAAUAAAUUUGGUGUAACGUGCAAAGAAAGCUGUAAGGGAAAUGAAGGCUGCAAAUCACAUAUGUUCUGCCUUAUGGAUCCAUAUGGCUGUUCUUGUGCCUCAGGCUGGAAAGGACUCAUGUGUGAUGAAGUUUGCCCAGAUGGCUUUUAUGGACCUGACUGCAAGCUGAAGUGUCUUUGUAACAAAGGAACUUGUCAUAGAUUUAAGGGGUGCAUUUGUCCCAUAGGCUGGCGAGGGCUACAUUGUGAAAAUGAAGGUUCUGCUGAUAUAACACCAAUGAUUUUGGAAACUGAAGAAACAUUGGAGAUGAAUAUAGGUACGGAAUUCAGUCUCUCUUGCAAAGCCACUGGUCAACCAUUGCCAUUAAAGCAGGAGUUCAAGCUAUUCAGGCAAGAUGGAACAGUUCUUCAGGCUGCGUCAGUUACUACCAAAAAUAAGGAGGUGAUUGCACUCUUUAAGGGGGAAAUAAUCCAGCAAAGACAUUCAGGUAUUUGGAUAUGCAGUGUCAAGACAGUAGCAGGAAUGGCUGAGAAGCAUUUCAAUAUUUUAGUUAAAGUUCCACCAGUCGCUCUAAACAGCCCAAAGUUAAAUAGCAGUGGGCCCCAUUAUUUUAUAAUUGAGGUCAAUGCUGAUCCCUACAGAGGAGAUGGCCCAGUUAUAUCAACAGUUCUCUUAUACAAGCCUUCACUGAUAUCAGCAUCCUGGCAGACCAUAGAGGUUCCUUUUAAUGAAAAACUGAUAAAACUUGAAGGUUUGGAACCAAAUACAGAAUAUAAAGUUUGUUUUCAACUGAGGCGCCAAGGAGAAGGAGGAGCUGGGCACCCAGGCCCUGAAGCUGUCUUAACAACCGAUCCACCAUGUCUUCCCUCUCCUAAGGGGCUAAUGUUGCUUUCCAAGAGUCAGUAUUCACUGAACUUGACAUGGAUGACAGAUUUUAAAAAUAAUGAAGAAGAUCGUGUAUAUGAAGUGGAAUGUAGUAAAGUAAACACUACUGUAUCACUUCAAAACAAAAAAGUGAGCGUAAAUCAAGGUGGAAUUGUCAUUGAUGGCUUGGAGCCAAGGACAUUAUACCAAUGCAGGGUUCGUGAAAACACAAAUUCACAGGGAGAAUGGAGUGAGAUGUUGCUAGCCUGGACUCAUAGUGACCAAAUUCCACCAGCUCCUGGAAACAUCAAUAUUUUCAAUAUAACAGACUCAUCGGCUGUUAUCACUUGGUCAGUUGAAGAAGGUCAUUCAAUCUCCUCUAUUAUCAUCCGCUAUAAAAUUUAUGGAAACACUGAGUACAACCAUGACAUAAAGAUCAGAAAUAUUACUAUUGUGCAUUACCAGCUGAAAGGGCUUGAAGCCAACACUCCAUACUUGGUUGAGAUGUGUGCAGAGAACAAUAUUGGACAAAGCUUUCCAAACCCUGUACAGGAACUAAAGACCCAUGAAGAAGUUAGAGGAGCACAUGAGUCAAAAGAUGGAAAUAUGCUGCUAAUCGCUAUCUUAGGCUCAGCUGGAAUGACCUGCCUGACUAUUCUACUGGCGUUCAUUAUCAUGCUACAACUGAAACGAGCCAACUUCCAGAACAGAAUGGCGCAAGCUUUCCAAAAUGGAGUGAGAGAAGAGCCUGUUGUACAGUUUAAUUCAGGUUCACUCACCCAAAUACGGAAAGCAAAGAACAAUCCAGAUCCUCUGGAAUAUCCUGUUUUGGAAUGGCAUGACAUCAAAUUCAAAGAUGUAAUAGGAGAGGGGAACUUUGGUCAGGUUCUUAAGGCCCGUAUUAAAAAAGAUGGCUUGAGAAUGGAUGCAGCAAUCAAAAGAAUGAAAGAAUAUGCAUCUAAAGAUGAUCACAGAGAUUUUGCAGGAGAACUGGAAGUUCUUUGUAAACUUGGAAGUCACCCAAAUAUCAUAAACCUUCUUGGAGCAUGUGAACACAGAGGCUACCUGUAUUUGGCUAUUGAAUAUGCCCCCCAUGGCAAUUUACUCGACUUUCUAAGAAAAAGCCGGGUACUGGAAACUGACCCAGCAUUUGCUAUAGCCAACAGCACGGCCUCUACCUUGUCUUCCCAGCAGCUGCUACACUUUGCUGCAGAUGUGGCCCGAGGUAUGGACUACCUGAGCCAAAAGCAGUUUAUUCAUAGGGAUUUAGCAGCAAGAAACAUUUUAGUUGGUGAAAACUAUGUUGCAAAAAUUGCAGAUUUUGGUUUAUCCAGAGGACAAGAAGUUUAUGUAAAGAAAACUAUGGGAAGACUUCCUGUUCGAUGGAUGGCGAUUGAGUCUUUGAACUACAGUGUCUAUACAUCAAACAGUGAUGUAUGGUCUUUUGGAGUAUUAUUGUGGGAAAUUGUAAGCCUGGGUGGAACACCAUAUUGUGGGCUGACAUGUGCAGAACUUUAUGAAAAGCUUCCACAAGGAUACAGACUUGAGAAGCCUCUGAACUGUGAUGAUGAAGUGUAUGACCUCAUGCGGCAGUGCUGGCGUGAGAAGCCAUAUGAAAGACCAUCAUUUGCCAAAAUUGUGGUGUCCCUUAACCGAAUGCUGGAAGAAAGAAAGACUUAUGUCAACACAACACUAUAUGAAAAGUUCACCUACGCUGGCAUUGACUGUUCUGCUGAGGAGGCUGCAUAGGUUUAAUACAGCAUAUUCAUAAUCUGUCAGUCCAUAUCGUUGACUCGGAAUGUUAAAGAGAUACUGACACCAGAAAUGAAACCUUUUUUACAUCUGUCAUAACACUGUUUUUGCAUGCUAUUCAUAACUUUGCCUUAAAAGUGUUUGCCUGAUGCUUUUACAUUACCUGAUUCCUCAGGUUCCUCUAUGAGGGGCUGCUAUAUUUGUGCAGCAGUAAUCCGUUAUUGUAACCCGUUACAUGACCUAUAGGUAACUUUUAAUGCACAUUAAUAUUUUGAAGAGUAUUUUUUUAGUGUCAGUAUCACUUUAAAGUCUAUUUGUGUACAGACAAUAUGUAGGAUACUUUUAAAAAAAUUAGCAUAUAUUUUUAUCACUAUGUAAAUAUAUUUUUUUUUUUAUCUGUAAGCUGACAUACAUUUGGAAGGUUACAAGCAAAACUUUUUUAUAGAUAAAAACCUAUAAUACUGCAUUAUACAUAAACAAAGUUUAUUGAUAAACGUUGAAGGGUGUGCUUAUAUUUUUGAAAAUGGUGUGCGUGUAAAUUCUCCAUUUAACUAAUUCUGCAAAAACAACAUAUUGGUUUAGCAUUUUUUUUUACCUUUUUGUGUUUUUUUUAUCUUUUUUGCUGUUGCUGAAAUGAGCUGUGUACAACAGAGAAGAAAAUAUAUUUAUUAAAACAGCUACUGACUAAAAGCACAGCAGCAGUGCAGUGAAAUCGUCUUCACUUUUUCUCUGUUGUAACAAUGAUGUAUGAGCUUUCUCUUUUGAAGGAAAGUAAAGUAUAUUCCUGGCUUUAAGCAUGUUGUUUAAAGGGGCUCAUGAAGGGUCAUGAAGAAAAACAAUUAAAUAAAAUAAAGUACUUUGUAAAAUAAACCUGUUACCAGUUCAUUAUC
Messenger RNA from Xenopus tropicalis (tropical clawed frog), 4699 nucleotides. RefSeq names its product TEK receptor tyrosine kinase (gene tek). Gene Ontology annotation, biological process: animal gross anatomical part developmental process; cell surface receptor protein tyrosine kinase signaling pathway. The coding region runs from base 423 to 3806 and encodes 1127 amino acids. Gene Ontology annotation, molecular function: transferase activity; transmembrane receptor protein tyrosine kinase activity; kinase activity. The transcript is spliced from 23 exons. Gene Ontology annotation, cellular component: plasma membrane. The record is from RefSeq and is a predicted model, not a curated record. Lineage: Eukaryota; Metazoa; Chordata; Amphibia; Anura; Pipidae.